AUGUUGUCUACAGACACAUCAGAAGUGCCACCUUUGGUUGGAAGACAGUCUUUGAAUGCCCCAGAAUCCUCAUCACGUUCGAGACGGAAGGCAGUAACUAGGAAGUCAAACGGACGUGUAGGUGGAGAAGGAGGAGUUGGAGGUGGUGGUGGUUGUGAAAAAAAGUCCUAUCGAAGCAGUCAUCUCAGCAGGCGUCAUCCUCGAUCACCAACACCACGUUGGAAUCAAUCACCUUCUACAUCUCGAAGAUCUCAUCUUUCUGAAGUUGGGAUCUAUUUAUCUUUGACGACACCUGUUAAUCCGCUGGAACCGGUUUCGAAUGCGUCCACUGAUGUUGGUGCGAAACAGUGUCGAUCAUUAGUUGGUGUCUUCUAA
Messenger RNA from Rodentolepis nana, 375 nucleotides. The record is from the annotation of a GenBank genome assembly. NCBI's taxonomy places the organism in Eukaryota, Metazoa, Platyhelminthes, Cestoda, Cyclophyllidea, Hymenolepididae.